Trichomonas vaginalis G3 is the source of this 684-nucleotide messenger RNA. RefSeq names its product protein of unknown function, DUF4106 family. The transcript has a single exon. The record is from RefSeq and is a predicted model, not a curated record. The annotation marks the transcript as partial. Lineage: Eukaryota; Parabasalia; Trichomonadida; Trichomonadidae.
AUGCUUAAGGAAGAUUAUGGUUACCCAGAUACUCUUGACUUUAGUGACAGAUAUAAAGAAGCUAUUAAAAAGUUCAAGGAAGGAAAUAUUGACCCGAACCUAUUUAGCUUUAUGGUUCAGCACCAAAUGGGAUAUAAUUUCAAACCUGGAAAAUACAAGCUCGCUAAGGGAUAUGAUUUAAUAGCAUAUCAUCCAAAUGACAUGGAUGAAUUUACUCCGAGAUAUUUGGUGUCAGAGCUAAAUGAUAAUUCAACUCUCUUCAUGAAACGCGUAAAAAAUAUAGACGGAACGAAAGAAGAAAGGUUUAUGAGUCCGGAUGACUUAGAUAGGGAACUUGUUAAAAACGGUCUCGGAAUAUAUGAAAUGCCAGCAGAUGAGGUACAAGAAACUCCACAGGAAGAAGUUCAGAUACAACCAGACAUGGAAGAAAUAGUUCAGCAACAACAGCUAGAAGAGCCUGAAGGAAACGAACAAGUCCCUCCUUUGGAAACUAACUUCACAGAACUAGAUGAAGAUUUGGAACAGCCGAAAAAUCUUGACCCUCAACAAGACUAUGAGGUGAAUAUGGAAUCUUUCCAAGAGUCUAAGAAAAAUUCGGCUGACAUGGUAGAAGAAUAUCGAAAAAUGUUCGCCGACAUACAAAAGACUCCAACAUCAGAUGAAAAUAUUCAGCAUAGAAUGGAA